This is a messenger RNA of Acaromyces ingoldii, 1972 nucleotides long. RefSeq lists its product as hypothetical. Bases 260 to 1696 code for a protein of 478 amino acids. Gene Ontology annotation, molecular function: hydrolase activity, hydrolyzing O-glycosyl compounds. The record is from RefSeq and is a predicted model, not a curated record. Gene Ontology annotation, biological process: glucan catabolic process. NCBI's taxonomy places the organism in Eukaryota, Fungi, Basidiomycota, Exobasidiomycetes, Exobasidiales, Cryptobasidiaceae. The transcript is spliced from 2 exons.
GUUAUAGGGGCAGAGCGCAACCAGCUCCUUGUGUCGUUCCCUUCACUCCCACCGUCUUGCUUGCUUCUGUCUCUUCACAGACCACACUCGUCCCUCUAAGUCUUGACGACAACGACGGCGACGGUUCUCUGGCUGGACCAAUCGACGACUGACACCCAUUGCCAUCACCUUAUCGACUGUAUUCGCCCAUUAUCGCUCAUUCUCACCCCCACUAUAUCAUAGCACUAUCAGCAACGUCUCCCCCAAGCAGUCUCUGACCAUGUUCCUAUUCCACUGCACGCCCCUCUUUACCCUCUUUGUCGCCCUUGCGCUGGUCGCAGGUCCGACCUCGUACACGGCCGCCACCGUCAUCGACGUCGCCCACCAAGGGCCCCUCGAUGCAUCUGCCGCUUUUCACCGCGACAUCCUCGACACAACUGCGCACGCCCAUCGCCGACGGUCUUCCCACUGCAAGAGCAAGAAGGCCAGCAAUGCCGUCAAGAGCGACGUUGUCGCAGCGUCGUCCUCUUCCUCUUCUUCAACCUCAUCCUCGGGAGGCACGAGAGCGCACGCGGUCAAGAAAAGCAAGACGAAGGGCAAGGAUGGAAAGAGCAAGAGCGGCUCCUCUGGCAGUUCCAAGAGUGAUUCAUCCAAGGACUCCUCUUCCUCUUCCUCUUCUUCCUCCGAGGACGACAGCAGCUCGUCUUCUUCCUCCUCGUCAAAGAAUGGCACCUCCGCGUCGACGACUGGCGGCGGAAGCGGACCUUACAAGCUUGUCAAGUCCAACCGUGGCGACAAAUUCUGGGACGGCUCUUGGAAUUUCUGGAACAAGGCCGACCCCACCAACGGAAAGGUGCGCUUCGUGGACCAUUCGACCGCGCAGGGAAGCGAUCUCGUUGGCAUGAAGGACGGUGCGGCCUACAUGCGCGCUUCGAGCAAGAACUUGAACGGGCAGAACCGACCUUCGGUGCGAUUCGAGAGCAAGCGAGCCUAUGAUUCCGGCCUCAUCAUCUUCGAUGUCAAGAAGAUGCCGGUCGGCUGCGGCGUCUGGCCCGCACUCUGGACGACCCAGGGCGCCAACUGGCCGCGAGGUGGCGAAAUCGACGUCGUCGAGGGUGUCGGGUACGAAGCGAGCAACGGACGUAACCAAAUGACGGUUCACAUCGGGCAGAACUCGCCUCUGGAAGGCGGGAAAUCGCUCGGCACUCCGUUGGCCAAGAACUGCAACCAAUAUGGCGAGCACACGGGCUGUGCUUUCUUCGACUCGAACAAGAACGGUCCGUCUUGGGGCACCAAAUUCAACGCCGCUGGCGGAGGCGUAUGGGCAAUGGAAUUCGGAAGCGGCCAUGGCGUUCGUAUUUGGUUCUUCGGACGGAAGAGCGGAAAGAUCCCAAAGGAGCUCAGCGAGCCGGGCAACGCUCCCUCGAAGCUCAACCCCGACUCGUGGGGCACCCCCAUGGCAAACUUCCAGGCAACGGCGCUGAACCAGGUUAUUUCCAAGCAAAAUAUCAUCAUGGACAUUACUAUUGGUGGCGAUUGGGCCGGAAACGUCCCCAUGGAUGGCGAUCACUGCGGCAACAGCCUCUGGAACGCGCUUCAGAUCGGCAACAACUACAAAGACGCCGAAUUUCUCAUCAAUGGCAUCGACGUCUACUGCCUUGACGAUGCUUGCUCCAAGAACUCGCACGGCAAGCGCGCUAGGGACUUUUCGUCAUAGUCUGUUUGCCCUCCUUUAUUUUGCACCUUCUCUCGCCUCGUCUCUAGGGACCUUCUGCGAAGGUCGUUGCUUCUCAAGAACCUCGUGUGUGGACUUUUGAAAAGUCUGCGCCAAAGUAGGCCACAGGUUGGCUCUCCCUUACGACGUUGCUUUCAUACCUUAACAUCAGUCUAGACCAGCAUUGUUACUAUCUCAUCAACAUUUGUACCCUCGUUCAUCCACGCAGAAAGACCAUAUUGCAUUUGGAAGCACGGACCCCCCUUGCCUUCUCUACAC